UGUAAGUGCAAUGCAUGCUGCCAGCUCAGACAGUUUAAUGCAGAGCAGACAGUCACUGUCUAAACAUAGCUUCCCCCGGGCUGAUCAGACCUGCACACUGUGGAAACAUGUCUGAUUACCAUAUCCGGCUGUACCAGGACUCUGAUUAUGACAGGGUGAGAGACCUCUUUGCAAAAGGCAUUCUGGAACACACACAAGUGGCCUUCAACCAUGCCCUCACCCUUCCACACGUUUGGAUUUUUAUAACUGGUGUUUUUCUUCUUCCUCUUCUGGCCUCAUGUUCAUUUAUAAUCUCCGUUCUGUCUGUUUUUCUGGUUUUAGCUGGUUUGUGGUUAGGCACUCGAUAUCUCUAUAUAUCUUAUGUUACAUACACUCUUUCCGAUGACAUGUUGGAUGUCAAGAAGUACUACCUGCAGAGGGAUGGUUACUGCUUCUGGGUGGCUGAGUCUGUUGGAGAAGUCGUGGGUACUGUAGCGGCUACACCAUCCUUUUACCCUGGAGGAGAAAGGCACCUAGAGCUAAAGAGGAUGUCAGUUGCCCAGAGCCAUAGAGGCAAAGGGAUUGCAAAGGCCUUGUGCAGGACGCUCAUUGAUUUUGCACGAAAACGUGGGUGUGAAGCCGUGAUCUUGGAGACCUCACAUAGCCAACGUGCAGCUCAAAUCCUGUACGAAGCAAUGGGAUUCAGAUUGCAAUCCUCAUAUGUUAUAGAACACAUUUUUGGAAAAGCAGUGAAUUUUAAGGUUUUAACAUACAGAUAUGACAUCCCAACAAAUAAACUGUGAAUGUGAUUUUAUAAUGUGAUAUAAGUAGCAAAUAAAAUAUUAACUCCAAGUAUAAGUUGUAACAGAAAGGAAACUGGGUGCUGCUUGAAAAAGAGCUUACAAUCUAAAUGAGUUAAAGUAAAAAUAAUGUAUGAAGAUGGAGGCUUUGAUCACCAUGUAGAGAGGCUGACACUGUCAGUUUAACCAAUGAAAGAUGAAGAGAAAUGGCUAUAGUGCCACUGUUAGGGCUAUUUACUGAAGUGUUGAUGGUUGGCAAUUUUAACUGA
Pelobates fuscus (common spadefoot toad) is the source of this 1048-nucleotide messenger RNA. Its product is annotated as probable N-acetyltransferase CML1. Bases 108 to 782 code for a protein of 224 amino acids. The record is from RefSeq and is a predicted model, not a curated record. Gene Ontology annotation, molecular function: N-acetyltransferase activity. The transcript is spliced from 2 exons. Lineage: Eukaryota; Metazoa; Chordata; Amphibia; Anura; Pelobatidae.